Punica granatum (pomegranate) is the source of this 396-nucleotide messenger RNA. The record is from RefSeq and is a predicted model, not a curated record. Lineage: Eukaryota; Viridiplantae; Streptophyta; Magnoliopsida; Myrtales; Lythraceae.
AUGGCAAUUCUCAAGCCUAAUCGCUUCUUCUUCCUCUUCGUUGUCGGGGUAGUGUGCUCCGUUGACCUUCCAAGCAACUUCUCAGAAGAUUUGCGGCCGCUGCUAGUCCACUGCAGAUCGAAGGACGACGAUUUGGGUGCCCAGUUUCUGCUCCCUCAACCGGAGUACUUGAUCCGGUUCAAGAUUGACUUGUUCAGGAGGACCCGUUUCACGUGCGAGGUGGAGCAAGGGCAGACCAAGACAGAGUUCACCGCAUUCACGUGCUCGCGUGACGAGGACCGGUGUCGGCACAGGGACUGCUACUGGUCCGUAGGACCAGAUGGAUUCUAUUUCAGCAAAGACAUGCAGAAUUGGGACAAGGAGUAUCCUUCGCCGCCUCAUAGCCCACCUCCAUAA